Coccinella septempunctata (seven-spotted ladybird) is the source of this 945-nucleotide messenger RNA. Its product is annotated as rab11 family-interacting protein 4B-like. Gene Ontology annotation, biological process: regulation of cytokinesis; endocytic recycling. The record is from RefSeq and is a predicted model, not a curated record. Gene Ontology annotation, cellular component: midbody; recycling endosome membrane; endocytic vesicle. Lineage: Eukaryota; Metazoa; Arthropoda; Insecta; Coleoptera; Coccinellidae. The coding region runs from base 1 to 945 and encodes 314 amino acids. The transcript has 5 exons.
AUGUAUAAAGCUAUUGAUGAUAAAAUGCCAGCUGUCUGCGUAUUCGUCGACCUCGCCAAAGCGUUCGAUACGGUCUGCCAUAAUGAAUUAUUGUUGUCAUUGGAGGGAAUAGGGGUUCGAGAGCUCGAAAAACAAAUGAGGGCAGUAAAGGAAUCGUCAGUUCAGAACCACGAGAAGUAUUCAAAGACUCAGUUGGAUAAUUUCGAUUUGAAGCAGCAGAUUAUAUCCUUGAAACAGCAGAUAGAGGAAAUGGAAUCGAGAAAUGAGGAAAGAUCACAAGAAGAAAAUGAGAGGUGGAGCGAACUCCUGGAGAAAAUAAGACGCGAACAAAGAGCAAUAUCUGAGUACAUCUCUAAAAAGAUAUCAACAUGCGAGGCUAAUGAAGGUAAUCUUCAGAUUAUAAUAAAGACAAUAGAAGCGGAUCAGAAACGGUUGACGAAAGAGGUCGAAGAUUUGGCCAAGGAUGUAGUUUCUGCAAAGAAGACAGCUUGUAGUCUCAAGCAGCAGGAGAAAAGACUUAAACAAGAAAAUAAUACGAAAGCCAAAAUGAUUGAUGAAAUGAUACACGAAAUGGGAAUACUGAAAUCACAAAUGAAAAAACAUCUGUCAGAUACAAUAUUGGACGAAUCUCCGAAAUUACGAGAGUUAUAUACCGAAUUAUGUCGGUUAAAAGAGAAGAACUUCUUAUUAGAAGAAGCAAAUGAAGAUAUGAAAUCUAGUCUUUUACUUGCUGGACUCGAACAUGGUCAGCUCUUAACACACAUUAAGAGAGUUAGUGCUGAUCUAACUUCUAUGACCAAAGAAGAGAUCCACAAAGCACUGAAAGAAGAGCAGAACAAUUCUAAACUCUUGAUCUAUAUUGAUAGAAUACUAAGCAAAAUAGUGGAGACAUAUCCCCAGCCUUUGGAGGCCAAACAAAAGACUGAAGACACACUUAGCAAAUAA